UCGCAUAGAAUGUGGUCUCACGGCGCACGCGGCUUGUGUUCACCUCGUUCCUGACUUCUGCGGCAUGUCUAUGGCAGUGGCGAAUCAAAUCUUGGAAGGUAUCAAGACUACUAGGAUGAUCACCAAAAACAAGACUUCGUCCUCUCUGAGCGAACGCACGUUGAGGAAGCCAACCAGCCCGACAAGCACUCUGGGCUCUCCUCCCCACAGUGGUGGGCAGGCGCAUUAUGCUGGAGGCUCGCCGGAAGCGACCGAGGCAGCCAAGCUCAUGUACCAGCAGCAGUCGCCGCCGGGCCAGCGGCCGUCGCACCCUGAUCGUACCGCUUCCAGCACAGCUGCGGCGGCGGCAGCAACGGCCGCGAUGAGCGGAACUAUCGCUUCGCAGCCAAAGUCCCAUUCGCAGGAUUACGGGCAGUAUGGUGGACAUCCCGGCUACCCUCCUCAGGCCGAGCAAGAGGAUCCUUACGGCGGGCGCAAGUACAACCCUGCAGAUUACGCGGCAGUCAACCAGCAAGCUGCUUCGUACGCUCAUCAAUCUCCCGUACAACAGCAACAACAACGUCCUGUUCAGCAACAGCAGCAGCAACAACCUCCGCCUCAACAGUACCAGCAGCCACCUCAACAGCAAAUGUAUCAGCAACAGCCCGUCUCCUCGCCUAAGUUGCAGGAGCCUCCUCAAAUCUCGCCCAUUUCGUCAUCUGGAGGCGUUCCCAGUGCCGGUCGUAAGCCUUUGCCAUCUGCUACGGACCCAGGUACUGGCCAGCGUAUUGGUCUGGACCACUUCAACUUCCUAGCUGUGCUGGGUAAGGGCAACUUCGGAAAAGUCAUGCUUGCAGAAACGAAGCGAUCCAAGAGGCUUUACGCCAUUAAGGUGUUGAAGAAGGAAUUCAUUAUCGAGAACGAUGAAGUGGAGAGCAUUCGGUCCGAGAAGAGAGUGUUCCUAAUUGCUAACCGAGAGAGACAUCCCUUUUUGACCAACCUCCACGCAUGUUUUCAGACGGAGACGCGUGUCUACUUUGUCAUGGAGUACAUCAGCGGUGGUGAUCUCAUGCUUCACAUUCAGAGGGGCCAAUUCGGUACCAAGCGAGCUCAGUACGCGCAACCCCUAUCCACUCAACAGUAAGCUGUGCUAAUUCGUUCUAGAUUCUAUGCUGCUGAGGUCUGCUUGGCGCUCAAGUAUUUCCAUGAAAAUGGCGUCAUCUAC
Molecule: messenger RNA, 1204 nt
Organism: Colletotrichum navitas
Lineage: Eukaryota; Fungi; Ascomycota; Sordariomycetes; Glomerellales; Glomerellaceae
Exons: 1
Coding region: 65-1123 (352 amino acids)
Biological process (GO): peptidyl-serine phosphorylation; intracellular signal transduction
Molecular function (GO): ATP binding; protein serine/threonine kinase activity
Source: RefSeq, a predicted model, not a curated record